Molecule: messenger RNA, 3520 nt
Organism: Cydia pomonella (codling moth)
Lineage: Eukaryota; Metazoa; Arthropoda; Insecta; Lepidoptera; Tortricidae
Exons: 5
Coding region: 2642-3520 (292 amino acids)
Source: RefSeq, a predicted model, not a curated record
UUGAGAGUUCUGGGCCCAUUUAUACGCUUGUUCCGCUCGCUUCGCUCGCUCCACGUCGCUAAAAUGGGCCCAGUUCCUCUCAAUAUCUAAGCUACAAACAACAGUGGGGUAGAAUCCAAAUGACACUAGUGGGUUAGGAUCACGAUUCGCAGUCUGCAGAAGUGGGAUAGAAUCCGAGUUGCAUUUGGGUUAAAGUCCUUAUUGUACUUUCUUUCAUAAAGAUCUAAAAAUUCAAAUACUUCAGUCGAAUCCGAGUCAAAGCUUUCACAUGAGACGGUUUCUGUAUGUUGCCAACGAAUGUUACUUUUACUGUUAUGAUAAAAAACUGCAAAAGGCUUAACACAACGGGUACAAGCUAGCAUUGUACCCACCAGAUCUAGUUCUGCUUGAGAAACCAGAUCUCGUAACGCACCAUCAUAGCCCAGAUUUGCAACUGGUAGAGAUUUGUCGGGCUAGGUUUAUUACGGUGUUUGUCACACUCAGACAACACAGAAUUGGCCAGAGACUGUGUGUCACAGAGUAUGGAUAGAUUGGGAUUAGAAUUUGAUUUUUAACUUUGAUUUUUAACUUUGAAUUUUGACUUUGAUUUUGAGGGUGGGAUCUCCAACGUCACUACGACCGUCUAGCAACAUGGAUCACCCGUGUCAUUACUGUACGCAAAGUACAGUAACACGCCACCGCGUAUGUGUUUAACCGUCACCACGUUGUAGUGUGUCAUGCAUACAUACCCUGUCCGAAGUAAAUUAGAACCAAGUAUGUUUGCACACGCCACCGCGUUACCAAUUCAACGUCACAAGGUUGGCCAUGCCUCGCAACAUCGAAGAGGUAAGAGUACUGAAACUAUCGGUCGGUAUAGCCACAGACACUCCGACAUUUCUAUCAAUGUAAAUUGUAUUUAUGCAACCGAUUACAAAAACUUCAAUAGUGCGAUGUAGACCAGGCUAUGUGAUUGGAUGAUAUGUGUGACGCAGAUGUGACGCCUUCUUUUGUAAUUUGUGUAUGCUACUAACCAAAUUCGACCAUAGUUCGAUCGUACUAAAGUUUGAAAUGCAUUAUACGAAACUAUGCAAUUUCAACCCACGUGUAAACUUGAUAACAUAAAAGUAAAACAGUCAAAACGUUCUGUUGGGUUACAAUAAAAUCAGUCUUAUUGAUCGAAAAUAAAGAUCUACUUUAUUAGAAUCUAAAGUUUCAUAGAUGCUUUUAUGUGAAUGCAAGUCAAGGAAUUUAAUAUCUAACCCAUUUAGUACCAUGUCACAGUGACAACCGUUAUAAAUGCAACUAGAGAUCUCUUCAUCUAUUCAUUGUGACAUGGUACAAAUACGUUAACUGUACGUAAUACGUACACUCAAACUGGUUUUGAAGCGUGAAUAAUCGAACCUAUGCUCUGUUCUUGUCAUACUUCGAGCAUUUCGUAUAAGCGAACAAGUGACAAGCAGGAAAUAGGAGAGUAUUCCAGCGUAUGUUGAUAUAUAAUAUCAGGUCAAAGACAUAUGUCAAUAGACUCAACAAGUUAUCUUUUUGUAAUUGAAUGAAUUUUUCGUAAAUAUAAAUCAGCAAUAUCAGCAUUUUUAUUCGGUUAUGAUUAUUAUAAAAUAAACGAAAAGUAUUUCGUAUUACCUUUUGUGAUAAAAUAUAUUUACUGUCAAUACUGGACGAGGUAUUCUUUUUGUAAAUAAUAGGUAUAAGGUUAGUUUCCUUUAAUUAUUUAUGUAGUUUAGUCCUUAUUUAUAUUUAAUGUUACCCUUAUAAAAUAAAUCAUUUUUUCUGCCAAAGUAAUUGAAUAGUACAACUUCAUAAAUAUAGCAAUCGAAUGAUCAUACCGAUACAUAUUUACGAAAAUACAGAUCGUAGGAGUUCAAUUAAUAUUCAUUCAAUCAUAAAAAUAUCGUCUGCGGAGUCUAUUAUCAUGUACGUCUGUCAUGUGUUGAUCAUAAGAUCACAUUUCAUUCAUUACGACCGCGCUUGAUUCUAAAAAUGAUGACGGGUUGUUUCUUUAGAGCCUUGUACCAUGAUAUAAGGUUCUGAAUAUUAAUUAACCAACUUAGUCAAUUUGUGUAAUAAUGUCCUUACAAUAUUUAAUAUAUAUAUUUCUAAGUAGGAGGGUUGUGUUUUUCUUACAUACCUUUUUAUUGACUAAUAAAACAAGAAGUUUUUUUCUUCUUUCACAAUUUAAAUCCUGCGUUAAAUUUAAACAUAAGGUUUAAUUUUGUUUUAGGCUUUAGAUAAAUAUUAAUGGGAGGCUUGUUCCUUAUUCGUUUUUAUACAGAUAUGCACAAAAAUGCUCAAAAUAAAAGCAAACUUAUGAGAACGAUAGUGAUAUUUACUGAAAUAAAAAAUAAUAGUUUCUUUAAAUAAAUAGGCUCGUGGUACCAGCCAUAUUUCCACGUGUUGCAAGGUUUUCACAAUCUAGGGUAUUAUUUGAUAUUCGAUAUCUAUUUUGUCGGCGCUUUGUGCAUAACAGGAAGUAAACAUAUUUUGAAUACGAUUUAGGUACUGGUAUUAAAGCGAUUUAUAUUUUUUCUACAAUGAUGACAUUAAGGUUUAAAGUUGAAUGUUCGAAUUUGGUUGUUUAGCCAUAUAUUCUUAUUUCGGUUAAAUAACAACUCAUCAUUUUUUUACUAUAAAACAUAACGUUUCUAUGCAUUUGUUUUUUAAAUAUUUAAGUGCUCAGUGCUCCAAGCUAUUCGUCGAUUUUUUAAGUGAAUCAACCCCGCAGCCUUCAUUUAAAAUGUCUGACUCCGAAUAUUCAACUUACGAGCGCACCCCGUCACCUGAGCCGAAGAAAUCUACAAAGAAUAUCAAGAAAAGAAAAUCAUCCUCAGCAUCAAGAUCUGAAUUUGAAACAGCAUAUCAGCGACCACGCACGCCAUCACCAGCGCAAAAGAAAAAAUCAACCAGCAAAGUUCGUGCAUCAACCAGUAAAAACAAGAAUCCUGGCUCUAGUUCUUCCAAAAAGGUGGCUGAAGCCGACAUCUUCAAGAUUAUACGAGAUGAAGAGAAGAUCACCGACGAGCAAAAUCUGAAAACCGUCAAGACCACUUCGUCCUUUACCAGUCGGUUAUCAUCGGGUUCUACACGGCGUACUGCAAUUACGGACGAUUUUCAAAAAAUGGGAGAUACCGAAGACGUCCACAUCCCUUUUUCACAAUACGCACAAGAGUUUGUGCUUCCAGAAGAAUUCGAUGACAGCGACAUAUAUAAAAAAGUCAAGAAUUCUAUUCAAAAUCCAAAAGUAAAGAAACGGACAACAAAAGUCAAUAAUAAAGUCAUUAAACGAUACAUUGGACAUCCACCAUGUUUCGUGAUAAAUAAUGAAGCAGGAAAAGGCAACAAGCUUGUAAGAAUCCAAAUUAUAGAUAUUCGAGAUGGCAUUCCAGAUACCAACGAGCAAGACGAGAAGGUGCUCCUGAGCGCGCAGUACGUGGCCAAUGAUAGCUAUGAUGAGAUUAUUGACUGCACUGAAGGGGUAAUAAAUAAAAUUUCGAAGAAAGUAUGUGGUUACAGUGCGAGUUUAUAG